CGUUUCCGAAAUUACCCUCCCACUCGCUCACCCAUUCUCUCGCUCCCUCUCGCUCACCCACUCCCAAAUCCCUAGCUCGUCACCGAGUCGCCCUCGCAGGCGUCGCCGGCGCCUCCCCCUCGCACGUGCGUGUCGCCGGGGCACCUCUACCCCGCACGCAGCGCCUCCGCCGGCACCUCUCCCUCUCGCGUCGUCGCCGCCUUUCCAUGUUGCCAGACGCCGUUGCCUCUCCCUCUUCAAGAUUUGAUUUUUAUCGCCGGUGACUGGAUCCGAAGCGCGGCGGCCGGACAAGUCGGACGCGGAGAUCCUCGAGGCGCACGCGAGGUCGCGCCGGGGAUGCGACCCUGCCAGGAAGUGCAAGCCGCGCUGCCCCGCUCGGCAGUGCAAGGAGACGCUUACCUUCUCCAACACAAGCCACUGCAAGGGGUGCGGACAGAAGCUGUGUUUGAAGCACAGGUUCCCCGCGGACCACGAGCGCGCGUGCGUGUCGCCCGCGGGAGCCGCCGCCGCCGUGAGGAGGGCCGGCGGCAACUGCUGGCGCGACGAGCAGAAGACCAAGGACGGCGGUGGGUGGGCGCUGCCGCCGUUGAUCCGGAAUUUCAAGAUGUUCUGAAUAGCCUCAAGCUAAAAAUUGUGGCUGGGAUCUGCAACGACGUUCCUCCAGUCCAUCGCCAACAGCUGCAGCGAGGAUUACCUGCCUGGAGUGCAAGGCGGGGGCGCAGCGAGGAUCAGGCUGGCCAGCGGGGCGAGGACCAAGCUGGGGCGGAGGCGGCCAGGCUGGGGCGGUGGCGAGGACCGGGGCGGCGAGCUGGGUCGGAGGCGGCCAGGCUAGGACGGCGGCGAGGACCAAGCUGGGGCGGAGGCAGUCCUGCUGGUUGAGGGAGGAGGAGGAGGGGCUGGCGACGGGGACGAGCGCUGACCUGGAGGAAGACGACGACGAUCUGUUUUUAAAAUCAGGGGCAGUUCUGUACUUUUGUUUGUUUUCACCUUUUUUUUGCAUACUAAUUGGAGAGCUUUAUUCAUCGAAAAGCAUUCAUGGAUGAGUCAGCCAAUAGGCUGGUCACCAGGAAGCUUGGAGUAUCAUCUAGCCAGCUAUCUGUUACAUCCGGUGCACAGGCACGCUUUGUACAAAGAUGCGCAGGAAGAUUAGCUGAUCUACUUACAUGUCGAACAUCGAAAGAUGUAAAGUAAGUACUGAGCUCUCCUAUCUCAUCUAAUAAAUAGGUCACAAUAGAACGUGAAUUGUGACGAGA
Molecule: messenger RNA, 1253 nt
Organism: Triticum urartu
Lineage: Eukaryota; Viridiplantae; Streptophyta; Magnoliopsida; Poales; Poaceae
Source: RefSeq, a predicted model, not a curated record